This is a messenger RNA of Symbiodinium natans, 2064 nucleotides long. NCBI's taxonomy places the organism in Eukaryota, Dinophyceae, Suessiales, Symbiodiniaceae. The record is from the annotation of a GenBank genome assembly.
AUGAGCGUCGCUUCCUCGGAGCUCCCGUCGCCAUCCUCCCAGGAUCAUGCUGACCAGCUGCGGGAGGACAGAGUCUGGAAGCGGAAUGAGCGGCUCAUUUAUUUGAGCAACUUCUUGCACAUGACCUUGUACACCAUGUGCUUCGGUGGUAUCUUCGACAUUUUCCUCUAUCACCUUUCACAAGAGCAACAGGUAAUCUCAGAUGAUCCAAUCACCGUCGGAUCCCAGGCUCCAUUGCCUGGAAACUUUUUGGUGAACACGUUUAGCAACUUCGAGCUGAUAUUUGAGAUUCGGCCGUCCUGGCCAGCCAAGUAUCCUUUGAGCUCGAACUGUUCUGAUAUGUACACAUGUGGAACCUCGAUCCUACACAUCACGGAUGGAAGUGGAAAUGGGGAUUGCUGCAAGGUUGGAAAUCGUAUACCCUUCGCCUAUUUCUCGAAUGGCACGACGCAUCUCCAAAUUACCAUGGAUGCUCUUGGGCAAAAUGAGACGUUGGACCGGAGGAGCUACAACAAGCUGCAGCACUGCCAAGCUCCGAAGGAACUUCCGCUGCACGAAUGGACCCACAUCAAGCUCAAGGCUAGUGGAGUGGGAAACUCCAAGGGGAAGAUUGACGACUCACACGGCGGCAUGGUGAUGUUCAUCAACGGGACGAAGGUCUGCGAAGUUCCAGGAACAGAGUAUCACACACUGCCGAGCCGUACGGAUGCGCGUCUCUUCUUUGGAUCCUUGCAGAGUCCCCCCGUGAGGGUCCCAGAUGCUCAUCUUCCAGCUAAUUUCGACAUCCGGUUUGUCCGCUAUGGCAAGCCUGCGUCAAAUUUAUUUGUGGGAUUGGCGAACAGUGCCCAAGGCAUACUGUCGAUGGUGUUAAUGUACCCGAUUGGUUGGAUCGGCGACAAAACCAACCGUUACUACUUGCUGCGUGGCAACUUGCUUGUGGCCGUUCUGUCAGGAGUUGCGAUGGUUAUGGCUGUGUACAGCUCGAGCAUUGCCUUGCUCUUCACGGGGAUUUGCAUCUUUACUUGGUACCAGCAAACGAUUUCCUCUACAAUCUAUGCUUGUUUGGCCGACAAUGUGGUGGCUGAUCGGCGAACGCGAGCAGGGGUGAACUACAAGACUUUCUCCGCGCUGGCCAUGUCCCUGGGCCCGGCGAUUCAGCUUCUGGUGGUCUUGUUCGGCCCUGCAGAGGAUAGUUGGACCGCCAAUAUCUUCGAACUAUUGCUUCUUCCAGGUUGGGUGCUACUGCCGCUGAUUGGGGUCUCCGUAGCAUUCAUGGUGCCGGUCGGGAAGGAACUGAGUGACAUCCCCAACACGGAUGAGAUGUCCCGGCCCCGCACGCUCGACAUGCGUAAGAGAAUCAGCGAGACAUGGCUGGAGCAGCGAGUCCUGGGAUCGUUGAAGCGGCGUUUUGUUGUUGCACUGUCGGUGAACAUCUUCUUCAUUGCGACUUUACUGGCAAAUGGAAUGACAGUGCGAUACUUUUCGCUCUACUUCACGCAGGUGCUCAGGUUCACCCCAGCCCAGCUCUGCAUCUUGAACGCGGUGUGCAGGCUUUUCAUCGCUGCUUUUGCCCAGCUUGGAAAGCCACUUUCAGUUCGGCUGGGCCGGUGCAACCUCGCUCUGCUUCUUCACAUAGGCUCCGCUGUUGCCACUCUUGGUAUUUAUGGUGGAAACAUGUUCAACCCCCCAGUGCUGGUAGCCUGUGCCUGCUACCUUCUGCGCUUCGCUUGCUUACAUGCAAGGGACCCGGUCCUGUAUUCUGUUACCAUGGAUUGCGUGCCCUUGAGCCAGCGAAGCCGAUGGGCCGCCCUGAACUCGCUUCGUACGCUCUCCUUCAGCGCUUCUGCCGUCUUGGGCGGAUUUCUUGCUGACAGGCAUGGCUACGAGUUUUCCUUCACUGUGACCAUCUGGUCCCUGCUGGCCUGCACCCUCUUCAUGCUGCCAGCAUGGUUGUGGUUCCCGAGAGAGGAAGGGACAGAUGAAGCGCAGGAUCCACUGAUGCCGGAGUCCCAAAACCAGCGAGGGGACGGAGAUCUAACAUCAGCGCCUUCAAGGCCCCUGUGA